AUGGCUAGCAGUAGUAAAAGCAGCAGUAGCGGUAGCAGCGACGAUGACGGCAACUGUUCGUUUUCAGGGUUGUCAUCCUGUGCCUCUGUUCACGACGAAUGGGAGCCACCGCCUAUGGGUAGCAUUGAAGUGGCUACUACCAUGGAUUCCGGCAAUGUGGCGGAUAACGCAGCGGCACAGGACGAGGACGCGGAAGCAUUCGUUCUAGGUUUGGUGGCGCAACGGGCACAACAAGCCCGCGACCAGUUGGACCAACAACAACAGGACGCUGCAGCAUCAGACCUCGCCACACAGCAAGACGCACGCAUAAGUGACGAAAUCGAGAAAGCUAAGGCCGAAAGUUUCGUCCCUACUAGUGGCGUCACGGAGCAGCCAUUUGCAGUCAAAAAGGAGAUCCCUCCGACCAACAACGAGUUGGCGGGUGCUUUCAAGACCGACAAUGACACGACUUGCCCCAAGUGGGAAUCCACAGAGAGUGCCGCUGAUGACCCUGUUAUUAAUGUAACCCCGCAACCAGCCGUGAGCUUACCAGGGGCUGUCCAUGUGUCCAAUCCUCUGGGUAGCUCGCCGGUGGCGGAUCAUGACGACGACGACGAGGAAGCUCAGAUACAACCAUCCGCCGCACCACAAGUACCACCCGUGCCACCCCCUCUGGGUCUAGAACAGUCUUGCCAAGUGUCCGUCACCGCCACCUUGGUCACGGACGAACCCAGUGAGGAGCAGGAAAAUACUACAGGCAAUUCUCCCACACCACUCGCAGACACCACGGCAAGCCCGGAGCGGAUGGAUUGUGGUCGAUUAUUGCUCAGCCUGCAGCCCGUCGUAGAAGGAGAGGCGGUUCGACCGGAGAAAGAGAAUCGUCGACAUAGACACUGCUUCGUUCGUUUCUCGCUUGUAGGGAUUAUUGUAAUGGUUGGAGUGAUUAUCUUGAUGAUUCUUGGACUUGCAGGAGUCCUAAACGGAGGAAAUGAUCCAGAAGAUGGUGUUCCGCUCAGCCGCCCGGACACGUCGAUAUCGUCACCCACCUUGGCCAAGAUCCAGAAAGAGGGCGUCCUCCGAUGCGCCCACAAUGUGUUUUUAGCUUCGGACUUAUACCAAUUCGAAGAAGCCUUGUGCCGCACCAUGGCAGCUGCCAUUCUGGGAGACGCUGCCAAAAUCGAGUUGGUCAACCUCCCAUUAAUGUCCCACCGCUUUUCGGGGCUUGCCGAUGGCGAGGUGGAUGUCCUUAUUCGAUCCAUCACACACACCAUGGAACGCGAUGUUUCGGAAUCCACCACGGGAGCCGCAUUUACGUUCUCCUCGCCCUAUAUCUACGAAGGCAUGAAAGUUGCGGGAACGAAACAGUCUGUCGACUGUGUGGAGAAUGGAUUUCGGCACAUUGAAGAGUGCACCGAGCUCCGUGUUUGCGCCUUUGAAGGUGGCACGCAUCACAGGGCCCUGAUGAAGGUACUACCAGAACGAUACAUUGUGCCACUUCCAUUACUGCACACGUUUGCGGAAUACAUUGCAAACAUUGAGGCUGGAGUGUGCAAUGCAGUGGCCUCAACACCGUACUCCCUUGCCGAAAAGAAUGCCCGUGAAAAUGGCUACAAGGGCGAUUAUGCAAUCACGAAACAGUACUUUAGCAAGGACCCCAUCUCCAUGGUAACCCGAUCGGACGAUGCGGUCUUUUCAGACUUUGUAAAUUCCAUCCUCCAAGCUCUCUUCGUGGCUGAGCAACAUGGCAUCACAAAGGAUCUGGCACACUUGUUUCCGUUGACAAAUGCUGCCUUAUUCGGGAAUGAAUACGACAGUGCAUUUCGAAACGCUAUAGCAACCAACGGAAACUUUGGGGAGAUGUACGCUACAUGUUUGGGCAACGCAAUGCCUCGAGACGCCCUGAACUCUCUCAACGAUGGAUCCACGGGGCUCAUCUACUCCUACCCGUUUGGCAUGAUUGGGCACGGUAGAGAGGACAAGCCCCUGGGACAUCGAAUGCAAGGCGUCGUAGAUCGCGGCGUUCUGCGGUGCGGGGCUCGAUUCAACCGUCCGAACUUGGCUACGGCAGAAACGAAAACCGGCAUGGACUUCGAGUAUUGCUUUGCCGUGGCAGCGGCGUUGUUUGGUGGCAACAAGGACGCAGUAGAAUUCGUGGAGGUCGACUCCAGCACAGCCGGUUUUGCUCUCCUUGCUGCGGGGAGCAUUGAUCUCCUUGCGGGGGCCACACACACGCUCCAAAAUGGGGUCCGAGAACCAACGACUGGGAUUGGAUUUGCCUUUACGCAGCCCUAUUUUUAUGGGCGCGUCCAGGAAGCCGAAGAGGACAAUUCGUGUUUGGCAACUCAUCAGGAUGAUAAGGACUGGUCGUCCUUCGUGUUUUGGAUUGUGGCUGCAACGUUUUUUGCGGAAGAAAAUGACAUCAACCAACAUCUUUCCAAUAGCAUGCCAGAGGUCUUUGUGUACGGGGACAGCUUCAAACGAAUGUUUCGGGACACUGUUUUGGCAGUGGGCAACUAUGGCGAGAUCUUUCAGCGCAGCGGGCUUCCUCGAACGGGAAGAAACCAGUUGAACGUGAACCCGAAUCUGGGGCCCCAGCACUACGCUCUUCCGGGCUUCUUCGAUCCGUAG
Molecule: messenger RNA, 2607 nt
Organism: Seminavis robusta
Lineage: Eukaryota; Bacillariophyta; Bacillariophyceae; Naviculales; Naviculaceae
Source: the annotation of a GenBank genome assembly